CGUUGGGUGUGUGCGAUGGAGUUACAGAAGCUAUGCAGAGCGAAUACACGCCUGUCUGUGUAUGUGUGCGGUACGCGGUACAUGGGUAUGUAUGCGAAAGAUCGAGACUGUGCCAAGCCUUGCUGCAUCACGUGAAGAGCGCCAAAAAGUGGGGAAAAAGGCGGAUAGUUUGAGUGUCCGUGGAGGGGCAACAGCAGACACAUGGAAAAAGCGUGGAUUUGAGAGAGCUUGAAAACAAGCAUUCUCGUACGUGUGUGCAAAAAGCGAAGCCAGUGAAAUAGGAGGUAGGCGUAGAAUUGAAAAGGAAUACAGAUAUGAAGAGCAAUGAGUUUGUGUUUGUGUACGAAAGCGUCAGCGUACGAACGAGAGAGGGAAAGAGAGAUUUGCAGAGAACGAUGCCACGGGAGGAAACGAGUUGGGCUUGAAGCAGCAGCAGCAGCAGCAGCAUUUCUCGUCAUGGCGGAACGAACUUCAAGAUUGUCGAAAGUGGAUAACACACGAGACAAAUUGCUGUCUUUACGUGAUAACGAAGUCGGCUCGUCGAAAGCCCAAAAAGUUAGUUACUCGUUGACUAAGCCUUUUGUGUCGGGAAGCGAAAGUGUGGCGAACACGACGACUGCUGACACCCGGAAUGCCAUUCGUGUUAGUGGUCCCCUGCACAUUUCCAGUGAGGUAGAGGGUACUCACGAUAUACUUUGCGUCAGCUAUACGGAAACUUGUGAUUUCAUAGCAGUCGGUCUAACGGACGGUACAGUACGACUCGUAAAAGUCAGUAGCAGCGAGUACACCUCGACCCUACGAGAUACUGAAAUGCAACAGAAUCCUGGUCCAACGACUGCGAUAAAACAUCGACCUGUUCACAAAACUCAUCCAAUAACUCAAACUCUAUUGGUCACUUAUGCGACAGGAUGUGUAAAGUCUUGGCAUUAUCCCAGUGGUCAAUGCUUGUACACGAUACGAGAAAAUAGGCAGACUCUUGGUCUGGCAUAUCAUCCUCAGUUACCAAAAUUUGUCACAGUCGGUGACGACACGAAUCUCUAUCUCUACGACGAGGAGACGAAAACAAUGGAGCGAGCUUUUCACGCAAGUGAUGCACCAGAUGUUAUGAACGGCCACAGAUCGAGAGUAUUUUGUGCUUGUUUCAAUCCUAAAUCAUCACACGAGAUAAUAAGCGGUGGUUGGGACAACACCAUUCAGUUUUGGGACACCAGGCAACCCUAUGCGAUCAGAAGAAUUACAGGACCGCAUAUUUGUGGCGAAGGUUUGGACAUCAGCAAAAAUGGCAAAGAGGCAAGCUAUUUAUUCUUGUGGUCCAUAGUAACUAGCGUGGUUAGCACGUUCAUUCAUCCAGAUUUAGAGCCCAUACACAAUUUGUGUAUUUGUGUAAUGAAAAAAAUCGUAUUGAAGAUUCUCACCAGUGCGUGGUCGAAGACGAAUUCCCUUCAGCUCUGGGACUACGGUUUAGGAAAAUUAAUAGUGACCCUUGAGCCAGAUUCUUUGUCCAGUCAAUUAUACACCGGGAAAUACAUCAAUAGUCUGUUCGUCGCAACUGGAGGCUGCGAAAACAAUCUUUUCCGAAUAGUUGAUCUCCGUUCGCAUUCCGUAAGAACUUCUGGGAAAUUGUGAUUGUUAAAAUCUUAUACCGACCUUUCUGAGGAGCCAGAAAAUUCACGAAACGAAUGCGAUUUCGUGCAGACUCUGGCAUCGAUAAGAAAUCUCGAAGGUGGCGUUUACGGGUUGGAUAUUGGUCCAUUACCAGUGAAACGUGUAAAGCGAGGUGCAUCCACGGAACUUCCGGAAUUGCCGAAAAUUGCUUUUUGCUGCGGAAAAACUAUUUACGAAGUCGAAGUUGGAUGAUUCGAAUUGAUUUUCAUAUCUCGUCUUACGUAAGAUUAUUCAAUAGCAAUCAAUAAACAAUAGAAUUUGAUUGCGUCAAUUAUGAAUAAUAAUUCAAAAAUACGGGUGCAAAUGGAUGGCUCAUUCAAAU
This is a messenger RNA of Venturia canescens, 1987 nucleotides long. Its product is annotated as WD repeat-containing protein 5 homolog. The transcript has 6 exons. Bases 325 to 1626 code for a protein of 433 amino acids. Gene Ontology annotation, molecular function: protein binding. Lineage: Eukaryota; Metazoa; Arthropoda; Insecta; Hymenoptera; Ichneumonidae. The record is from RefSeq and is a predicted model, not a curated record.